This is a messenger RNA of Pediculus humanus corporis (human body louse), 258 nucleotides long. RefSeq lists its product as uncharacterized. The record is from RefSeq and is a predicted model, not a curated record. The transcript has 3 exons. The coding region runs from base 1 to 258 and encodes 85 amino acids. NCBI's taxonomy places the organism in Eukaryota, Metazoa, Arthropoda, Insecta, Psocodea, Pediculidae.
AUGAAAUCGUUAAGAAAUGAAAAAGGUUCUUGUUAUGAGUUAAAUAAUUUAGAACCGCUGUCAUCGUCGGCUCACGUUCACAGCGGAAGCAAAAGUGCUAGUCCCAGUCCAAUUGUCGGAAAUGCUAAAUCUAGUCUUCGAAGAGGUCCUUCAAGCGUCGGAAGUCCCGAUUGGUCCGCCACGGAUGAAAUACAAAGGCUCGUGGCACUGGAUCAGCAAAGGCAAAGCAAUUCGUCUCUAGGGAUUAAUAGUUGGUAG